Messenger RNA from Dipodomys spectabilis (banner-tailed kangaroo rat), 246 nucleotides. Its product is annotated as small integral membrane protein 15-like. The transcript has 2 exons. The annotation marks the transcript as partial. The record is from RefSeq and is a predicted model, not a curated record. Lineage: Eukaryota; Metazoa; Chordata; Mammalia; Rodentia; Heteromyidae.
UUGUUUCCUAAGACGGCUAUGAAGAUGUUUCACAUAAAGGCUUGGGCUGAGUAUGUUGUGGAAUGGGCUGCAAAGGACCCUUAUGGUUUUCUUACAACAGUUAUUUUGGCUCUCACCACACUAUUCCUAGCAGGUGCCAUCCCAUCCUGGAAAUUGGCCAAGAUGAUUGAAGCCAGAGAGGAGGAGCAAAAUAAGAAACAAAAACAACAAGAAAAUAUUGCAAAAGCUAAACAACUAAAAAAGGAA